GUCAGCUCGGGGGGCCGGACUCCGCUCUAGAUGGGAUAAGCUGUAAACAUGUUUAGCUUUGAAGGGGAUUUCAAAACAAGGCCCAAGGUGUCUCUCGGAGGAGCGAGUAGGAAGGAAGAAAAGGCUUCUCUCCUGCAUCGUACUCAGGAAGAAAGGAGAAAACGAGAGGAAGAAAGGCGGAGGCUGAAAAAUGCAAUAAUAAUCCAGUCAUUUGUAAGAGGGUACAGAGACAGAAAACAUCAAUACUCUAUCCAAAGAAGUGAAUUUGAUCGCUGUGCUAAUUUGGCCCAAUCUGGAGGAACUUUUUCUACUGCUAAUGGAGCCAAUUUGACUGUCUUAGUUCGUCAGCUACUCUUUUUCUAUAGACAGAAUGAGGAUUCUAAGCGUUUGAUAUGGAUGUGUCAGAAUUUAAUUAAACAGAGUUCUCAGUUUGUUAAGCAAUUGGAUGGUCCAGACAGACUUACUUGCUUAUUCCAAAUAAAAAGACUGUUGGGGCUGUGUUGCAGGCUAUUGCAAAAUUGCAAUGAUGACAGUCUGAAUGUUGCACUUCCUAUGAGAAUGCUUGAGGUAUUUUCAUCUGAGAAUACGUAUUUGCCUGUUUUACAAGAUGUCAGCUAUGUGACAUCAUUAAUUGAACAAAUUUUGCACUACAUGAUUCAAAAAGGCUACUACAAGUCGCUUUAUUUGUUAAUUAACAAUAAGCUUCCCUCGAGUAUUGAGUAUUCUGAUGUUUCUCGAGUCCCUAUUGCAAAAAUACUUCUGGAGAAUGUUCUGAAGCCAUUGCACUUUACAUAUAGCUCCUGUCCAGAAGGUGCAAGGCAGCAGAUUUUUGCAGCCUUCACAGAGGAGUUUCUGGCAGCACCUUUUACAGAUCAGAUAUUCCAUUUCAUCAUUCCAGCGCUUGCUGAUGUGCAGACCAUUUUCCCUUAUGAACUCUUUCUGAAUGCACUAUUAUUAGCAGAAAGUGGAUGUUCAAGAAGAAGUGAUGAAGCCCCAUGGCUUUUUUACUUUGUGUUAACAGUUGGAGAAACAUAUUUGGGAUCCCUUUCAGAGGAAGGACUUCUUGUGUAUUUGAAGGUACUCCAAACGUUUCUCUCUCAGCUGCCUGUGUCUACUGCUGGUACAAAUUGUCAAGAUGCAAACAGUGAUUCUGAAGAUGAGGAUGAAGAGAUCAGUAAAAUGACAACUACACCAGGUGAUGGGAGAAUAUCAGUUCAGUACAUAACUGAGGAGUGUCUAAAGAAAUUGGAUACAAAGCAGCAGACGAACACUCUCCUGAAUAUGGUUUGGAGAGAUUCAGCUAGUGAAGAGGUCUUCACCUUGAUGGCAUCAAUCUGCCACACGCUAAUGGUGCAACACCGAAUGAUGGUGCCAAAAGUCAGGCUUCUUUAUAGUUUAGCCUUCAAUGCCAGAUUCCUGAGACACCUUUGGUAUUUGAUAUCUUCAAUGACUACACGAAUGAUUACAGGGUCUAUGGUGCCACUCCUUCAAGUGAUUUCGAGAGGCUCUCCAAUGUCUUUAGAAGACUCUAGUCGAAUUAUCCCGCUCUUCUACCUUUUUAGUUCUUUGUUUAGUCAUUCACUUAUUUCUAUUCAUGAUAAUGAAUUUUUUGGUGAUCCAAUCGAAGUUGUAGGUCAAAGACAAUCAUCAAUGAUGCCUUUUACACUAGAAGAGCUUGUAAUAUUAUCACGCUGCCUUCGAGAUGCAUGUUUAGGAAUCAUAAAAUUGGCUUACCCAGAAACAAAACCAGAGGUUCGUGAGGAAUAUAUUGCAGCAUUUAGAAGUGUUGGAGUAACAAAAAACACAGAAAUGCAGCAGUGUAUACAGACAGAACAAAAAAGGUGGAUUCAAUUAUUCAAGGUCAUCACAAACUUAGUGAAAAUGUUGAAAUCUAGAGAUACAAGGAGAAAUUUCUGCCCACCAAAUCACUGGCUCUCAGAACAAGAAAACAUAAAAGCAGAUAAGGUUACACAGCUGUAUGUGCCAUCUGCUAGGCAUGUCUGGAGAGUCAGAAGAAUGGGAAGAAUAGGACCACUGCAAUCUACUUUGGAUGUGGGUUUGGAACCAGCUCCUCUUUCCGUAUCUGAAGAACGACAACUUGCAAUUCUGACAGAGCUACCUUUUGUAGUUCCUUUUGAAGAAAGAGUGAAGAUUUUUCAAAGACUGAUCUAUGCCGAUAAACAAGAAGUUCAAGGAGAUGGGCCAUUCUUGGAUGGAAUUAAUGUCACUAUCAGAAGAAAUUAUAUUUAUGAAGAUGCUUAUGAUAAACUUUCUCCUGAAAAUGAACCUGACCUAAAAAAGCGCAUUCGUGUUCACUUGCUUAAUGCGCAUGGUCUUGAUGAAGCUGGAAUCGACGGUGGUGGAAUUUUCAGAGAAUUUCUGAAUGAACUACUUAAAUCAGGAUUUAACCCUAACCAGGGCUUUUUUAAGACCACCAAUGAAGGACUUCUUUACCCCAAUCCUGCUGCACAGAUGCUUGUUGGAGACUCUUACGCCCGACAUUACUACUUUCUUGGAAGAAUGCUUGGGAAGGCUCUUUAUGAAAAUAUGCUGGUGGAGCUGCCAUUUGCUAGUUUUUUCCUCUCAAAAUUACUGGGGACAAGUGCUGAUGUUGACAUCCAUCAUUUAGCUUCAUUAGAUCCAGAAAUGUACAAAAAUUUGCUUUUUCUCAAGAGCUAUGAAGGGGAUGUGGAAGAACUUGGACUAAACUUCACUGUGGUAAAUAAUGACCUGGGGGAAGCACAGGUGGUUGAGCUGAAGCCGGGUGGAAAGGACAUCCCCGUUACCAGCGCUAACCGCAUUGCAUACAUCCACCUCGUGGCAGACUACAGGUUAAACAAACAGAUCCGACAGCAUUGCCUCGCUUUCCGCCAGGGACUGGCCAAUGUUGUGAAUCUGGAGUGGCUUCGAAUGUUUGAUCAGCAGGCAAUACAGGUUUUGAUUUCUGGUGCCCAAGUACCUAUUAGUUUGGAUGAUCUUAAAUCUUUCACAAACUAUUCAGGUGGCUACGCAGCAGACCAUCCUGUAAUUAAAAUAUUCUGGAGAGUUGUAGAAAGCUUCACUGAUGAAGAGAAACGCAAACUCCUCAAGUUUGUAACAAGCUGCUCUCGACCACCUCUUCUGGGGUUUAAGGAGUUAUAUCCUGCAUUUUGCAUUCACAACGGAGGAUCUGAUUUAGACAGGCUGCCUACUGCCAGUACCUGCAUGAACUUGCUGAAGCUUCCCGAGUUUUACGAUGAAAAUCUGAUGCGAAGCAAGCUUCUUUAUGCCAUUGAAUGUGCUGCUGGAUUUGAACUGAGCUGAGUCGAACGGAUGCUUAUUUGGAUGAUGUGCAGAGGAACUAACCAGUGCCUACUCCAUAAGCAGCACCUGUACCCAAGCAGUUUUAAGGGAAUUCUGUCUAGAUUUUUGCAGCUCUUGUGUCUUUUCAGAUGCCCUCAAGCAGGUUUCAUUUUUAGCCAUGAUUUCUUAGUUAGCUUUCAUGAAUUAAUAUUACAUUGACACUGCUUUAUGAUUCAAAACAAUGAAUGCUGUGUGCAGUGUGGCUGUUUUCUGUGUUGAUGCGAAGAAAGAGCACAUCUCAGUGAAAUUAACCAAAGAUGAAGCUUUGGCUUUGUGCUGUUCAAACAGAAAUAAUUUCACAAACUGGCAAUAAAGUUGUGUACCGUGCAGCACACUGGGGUGAGACAGGGCUAACAUCCUGUAAUUAAUCUUGGAGAUGGAAGUGAAGCAGAUGUUUGCAGAUAUCCCAGAACUGAGAGGAUGAAAAUGCUCAUUACCAAUAACGUAACAUCUUUACUUACGUUGUAGAAUUGUUUACAAAUGAUAGCUGUUGCAGAACUGACUUUGUUUCAUACUACCUUCCCUCAAGAUGGUAGGCACUGAGAUAAAAUGUUUAUAAUAUUCAGCUUGCGCUUUCUGAAAUAACUUGGAGAAAUUGGAUUUGCAUUAUUUUAAGUUCAACCUUUGGCUGCGUCAUUAUCACUUGAACACUGUCUUAAAUGGAUGUGACAUCCAUGUUUUCUCUGUUCUGUUUGUCUUUUGUGCCUGUACAGACAUUUUUUUUUAAAUGUAUCAGACUCCUAUUGCAUAAACAGCACAUACAAAAGUCAUCACUUUGGAAAAAUAUACAUGUAACAAUUAUUAAAAUCAUUUGAAC
Mesitornis unicolor (brown roatelo) is the source of this 4159-nucleotide messenger RNA. RefSeq names its product ubiquitin protein ligase E3C (gene UBE3C). The transcript has 23 exons. Gene Ontology annotation, molecular function: protein binding; ubiquitin protein ligase activity. Bases 49 to 3303 code for a protein of 1084 amino acids. The record is from RefSeq and is a predicted model, not a curated record. Lineage: Eukaryota; Metazoa; Chordata; Aves; Mesitornithiformes; Mesitornithidae. Gene Ontology annotation, biological process: ubiquitin-dependent protein catabolic process; protein polyubiquitination.